AGGUUCAUAGUCUCCAGCAGCAGUAGUGGUAGGUUGAGAGGUGGUGGUGGGAGGAAGGUUUUGUGGUACUUCAUAAUCAUCUUCAGCUGUCCUUCCAGUCCCUCUCACUACAUUGUAGGCCUCAUUACUGGUGGUCUGGAGCUGGUCUGGAUCUCUGGAGUGAGGCCAUCAGUGGUAUAGAAAUCAGCUCACAGUGUUUCAUAUGGGG
This is a messenger RNA of Geodia barretti, 208 nucleotides long. Lineage: Eukaryota; Metazoa; Porifera; Demospongiae; Tetractinellida; Geodiidae. The record is from the annotation of a GenBank genome assembly.